AUGGUGGUGGUUCCCCAAGGGAAUGCAGGUCACCCAGGCUCUGGUGCUGGUGGCCUUGAGUUCCUGCGUCUCAAAUGCAGAGGAGCUCUGAGCAUGGAAGAGGCCAGGCUCUCAGAUCUUGGUUCCCUGGGCCAAGGGUUCCAGCCCCUGGGGUCCCCCUGCUGUGACCCUGAAGUUCUAGCUCUCCUCUUCCGAAGCUCAGCGUCUCUGUGGCCUCCUUUCUGCCAGGCCCUCCGGAACGGCCCAGCCACCCCCUUGUGCUCAGGCUGGGGGCGCGGGGCCCCUGCUCCCUGGUGCUUCCAGAAGCUGGAAGACACCAUCCUGGGCCCCAUGGCCAGCAGGGAAGACCGGACACUGACUGUGCGUAGGGAAGGCGGGCAGGCCUUGCCCACCCCGGUGCCAGCCCGCAUCCGUGAGAUCGUGGCCAGCAGCCUGGGCGGGGCGCCACCCCAAGGGGCGCAGGAGCUGCCCGCCCCCACGGCCGGGGCUCAGGAGGACAGUGAGCUCCUGCAGGAGGAGCUGGCCCGGCUGGAGGCCCUGCUGGCCCAGGCUGGCGCUGAGCGUGAGGAGCUGGUCAGCAGGUACCACAUGGUCAGCGAGCGGCUGCAGGCCCGGCUGCAGACCACUGAGGCCCAGCUGCGCAGAUCUGAGCUGGAGCACAGCGUGGACCUGGAGGAGGCCCUCGACCGCCUGGAGGCCUCGGAGCAGAGGAGCAGGGGCCUCUCCCAGGUGAACGCCCUCCUGCGAGGACAGCUGGAGCACUUGAGGACGGCAAACGAGGCGCUGACGCGGGAGCUGGCCACGGUGACCGCCACGGCCACGGUGAAGGGCAGCGCACGGCCGCCGCAGGGCCGGCGGGAGCGGGGCGGGGCUCGGCGCCGGGGCCAGAGAGAGACUCUGCAGAUAGGCCGGCAGGAGCCCAGGGGCGUCCUCCUGCUCUGGAGACAGGCCACAGCAAUCCGCACACACCUGGCCGAGCUGCGGGCAGCCACUGAGAGGGGUCUCUCAGACAUGCGGGCAGAUACUGCCAGGACUGCCCGGCGUCUGCACACAGCCUGCCUGAACCUUGACUCCAACCUGCGGCUGGCAGCCAGCAGUGCAGCCUCUGACCUGGAGCAACAGCUGCAGGAACAGGUCCGCGAUACACUGCAGCUGCAGGGCCGCUGGGAGGCCGAGAAGGUGGCACUACGUGCCAGACUCUCUGAGCAGACGUUGCUGGUAGAGGAGCUCACAGAGCAGAGCAAGCAGAAGGAGAGAACCAUCGCCUCUCUCAAGAUGGAUUUCCACAAGCUGGAAUCACAGCGUGACCGGGCCCAGCUGGCGGCCGAUGACCUGAGGGACGAGGUCACAUCGCUACAGCACGUCCUGGCCAGCAUCGCAGAGGUGGCCCAGGCAGACAUCAAGUAUUCUGAGCCAACGUGGAGCAGAAGCACUGAGGGCGAGAAGGUGUGGGGACAGUGGAGGAGCCCCCCACGAGCCACAGCCCCCCACCGAGGGGCAUCCCCACCCCAGGCCCACUCUCCAGCUGGCCUGGACCCCACCCUGCAGGCCGUGCGGACAGCCAUUGAGAGGAGGCAGCAGCGAGAACAGGAGCUGUGCCAUCAGUUGGAGGCCUCCAAGAUGGCAGCAGCCAGCCUCCAGGAGCAGCUAUCUGAGUCCCAGAGGGAGCUCUGGGCCUCCCAACAGCUGCUUCAGGACAGAACACAGGAGCGGGAGGACCUCCUAGGCCAGCUGGAGACCCAGCGGCAGGAGGCCCGGCACUGCCAGGCAUCCGCUGAACUCCUGAGAAGGGAGAAGGUGGCCCUAGAGCUGGCGGCAGAGGAGCUGAGCGCGAAGGUAGACAUCUGUGCGGCAGAGAAGCAGAGCCUGGAGGCAGCAAAUGCAGAGCUGCGCUGCAGCCUGCAGCUGCGGGAAGAACAGAGAGCGGGGCUGGCGCGGCAGGGCCAGAGCAGCCAGCGCGCCCUGGACGCCAGUCAGGGAUGCCUGGAGCAGCUGGAGGAGAAGGCCUCUGGGCUGAGGAAGCAGCUGGCCAAGGCCCGGGAGGCUCUGAGCACAGCACAUCUGCAGAGGGACCUCCUGGAGAGGGAGAGGGAGAGCCUGCGUGGAGCCCUUGCCCGGGCGGAGUCCAGCAACGCUGACCUGGAGCGGCGGGUGACGCGUCUGAAGUCGGAGGGACAGGAGCAGCGGGACUCUCUGGCCAGCAUGGCCGCCCUGAUGGAGGGUCUGGCCCAGGACAAAGGCACCCUGACCCACCGAGUUCUCCAGCUGGAGCAGGAGCGGGACCAGCUCCGCCGGCAGCAGAGGGCGGCCGAGCAGGAGCUCGUGAGCAUCGGGGAGCAGCUGGUACGGAGGGAGCAGCAGCUGGAGCGAGCGGAGGCCGAGCGGACCGGCCUCCGGGAAGCCUGUGAGCACCUGGAGCAGCGGCAGGAGCGGCUGGAGGAGCAGGUGGCCCUGCUCAGGCUGGAGCGGGCCCGGGGGCAGCAGCGGGCGGACCAGGUCACACGGGAGAAACAAGCCCUGGAGGAGCAGUUGGCACAGAGGCUGCAGGAGCAGGAGGCCCAGACGGAGGCUCUCCAGCAAGCUCUUGGAGAGAAGGACGCUCUGUCUGAGGAGAAGGCCCAGCUACUGAGCAGGCAGAACGCCCUGGAGAGGCAGGGCCAGCUGGCGACGGAGGAGGCCGCAGAUCUCAGGGUCCAGAGGGACUGUCUGGAGAGCAGCCUCUCUGAGGCCCGAGGGCUGGCGAAGCAGCUGCGGGCCCAACAGGAGCAGCUGGAGAGAGAGGCACAGCAUGCCCAGCUGGGCUGGCAGGCCUUGCAAGUGGAGACAGAGCGGCUAAAGAAGGACUGGGAGGUCCGGGAGAUGGAGCUGCAGCAGCAGCUGGCACAGAAGGAGCGAGACACACAGCAGGCCCUGCAGACCCUGGAGUCAGCCCACCGAGAGGACCUGGCUCGGCUCCAGCGAGAGAAGGAGACCCUCAGUCUGUGCCUGUCAGAAGAGAAGGAGGAGGCCGCACGCCAACUGAAGCAGAAGACAGAGCUGAUGGCAAAAAGCGCAGCUGAGAAGGAGGCUCUGGAGGAAGAAAUUCAGAGCCUGAAACAGGACCAGGACGAGAGCCUCCUCCAACUGGAGCAUGAGAUGCAGCAGGCGCUGUCCGUGAAGGAGGCGGAGAGGACGGAGCUGAGCGGCGAGCUCUCUGGAGCUGUGCGGACCCUGGAGAGGGUGCGGCAGGAGGCCCGGAGCCAGCAGGCACAAGCUGAGGCCACGGUGGGCGCCAUGGCAGAGGAGCUGAGCGCCCUGCAGGCCCAGUUGGAGGCGGCCAGCUCCACCCACCAGAGAGAGGCUGCCGCCCUGAGCCAGAGGCUCAGGGAGAUGGAGGCCAUGAGGAGCCAGGCAUGCAGAGAGGUAGGGGGCUGGCCUCCAGAGGAGGCGUGGAGGGCCGGUGUGGAGGACCGGAGUGGGGGGGCCAGUGUGGGAGCCGGUGUGGGGGGCCGAGGGCCGGCCGGUGUGAAGGGCCGGUGUGGGGGGCCAGUGUAG
Molecule: messenger RNA, 3534 nt
Organism: Dipodomys spectabilis (banner-tailed kangaroo rat)
Lineage: Eukaryota; Metazoa; Chordata; Mammalia; Rodentia; Heteromyidae
Gene: Crocc2
Product: ciliary rootlet coiled-coil, rootletin family member 2
Exons: 21
Coding region: 1-3534 (1177 amino acids)
Source: RefSeq, a predicted model, not a curated record